AUGAUACUUGAGAGAUUUUUGGGCGUUUUUGUGUGCAAAAAAGAGAAGAAAAAUGUUGGAACGAAAUGCAAUUCACCUCUAAGUCAGAUCUUCAACCACAUCGUCUUGCUUCUCGUUAAGAUAAUGAACAACACAUGUGUGGGAGUGAAGUUGACUCACAAUUCAAUAUCAGAAAUGAACUUGAGUUUAUCAAACGAAUAA
Messenger RNA from Clunio marinus, 201 nucleotides. The record is from the annotation of a GenBank genome assembly. Lineage: Eukaryota; Metazoa; Arthropoda; Insecta; Diptera; Chironomidae.